Drosophila hydei is the source of this 1680-nucleotide messenger RNA. Its product is annotated as zinc finger protein 675. Gene Ontology annotation, cellular component: nucleus. Gene Ontology annotation, molecular function: zinc ion binding. The coding region runs from base 271 to 1461 and encodes 396 amino acids. The record is from RefSeq and is a predicted model, not a curated record. The transcript has 2 exons. Lineage: Eukaryota; Metazoa; Arthropoda; Insecta; Diptera; Drosophilidae.
ACGUGUUUUGGUUCUAAUUUUGCUCUAACUUUUUUAUGUAAAUUGAAAUUCAUUUGCCGAGUAUCAAAUGUGCAAGUUUAGCAGUUUUCUUAUUCGUAAUUUUGUUUCCAACAAGUUUUGUGUAAAAUUGUUCUGACAGAUUUUAAUAAGCAAAAGGGAAAGACAACGUAUUAUUUGAGUUUAUGAAAACGGUCACACUGUAAGACUCUAUAAAUUCCAAACGGCUGUGCGUUUCGUGCGCAAAGCGAUUAAAGAGUUUUUAGUGUUAUAAUGUUAACGUUAGCAAAUAUUUCGCAGCUUUGUCGCAUAUGCCUGAGACAUUUGCGCCAGCAACAGCAGCCACCAAAUGCUACACCCAGAGAUACCCAUUACCCACAACGGAACAAAUCCAGCUACAACUCAAAGGCUUUACCACAUUUGGCAAAAACGUUGAAUCAGUUUUUUGCCAUUGACAUUUUUCAGCAACCGGACUCCUUUCCGCAGCAAAUAUGCGCAUUGUGUUACAAUGCCGUGGAAUAUUUCCAGCAGCUAUGUGCCGUCGCCGAGCAGAGCAAUGAGAUGUUGAGGCGCCUGGACGUGACCUUGAUAGAACAGCCGGAAGCUCCAGUCGCAGGCAUUGGCCCUGAUGCUAAUGCUGAUCACUCGUUGCCGCUAGUGAAAGCUGAGCCCACGGAGGAUGAAGCGCAGCGUCAGCAAGAAUACGAUUUCGAGCAUGACAGAGACGCCGAUGCAGAUGCUGACUUAGAUGUCGAGUUCGAUGGUGAUGCAGAUGCUGAUGCAAAUGCCUAUGCAGAUGCCGAUGCCAAUGUUAACAAUCAAAGCCAGGAUUCAACGAACGAUGAUGAGACCGUCAUGAGCAGCUGUGCAUCAACGGAGGUAGGCGCAGCGGCUGCUGCUACCAAACGCAAGCUACUCGCCUGCCAACAGUGUGGCAAGCAGGUGUACAAGCUACCCUAUCUGGAAGCGCAUAUACGUAGCGUACACGAAGGUCAUCCGAAGCCGUUUCUGUGCCGCAACUGUGACAAAGCGUUCACGCGCUACGAACAGCUGCGUUCACAUGUACGCAAUGUUCAUCCGGCUGUGGCUGCUGCCACAAAAGCAGCUAGCGACGAGCUGGAACUGAUCUGUGAGCAGUGCAAUCGCAGGUACAGCACCAAAAAUGCACUCGGCGAGCAUCUGAAGCGGCAUGCACAGGAGAAGCCGCACAUAUGCGAGCACUGCGGCGCUGCCAAGGUAACACGCACCGAACUGCUCACCCAUCUGCGCAUACACAAUCCCGACUGGGAGAAGUUCAAGUGUAAACAAUGUCCGCAGCUCUUCCGGCACAAGAGUGCCAUUAGCAGGCAUGUGCGCGUCGUCCAUGAGGGACAGCGACGCUUUCAGUGCGGUCACUGCCAGAAGAGAUUCGGCACUCACGCCUCACAGCUGCGACACGAGCGCCUGCACAUUGAUACAUAUUAAAUAGAUGGGCUAGGCCUAAUCUAUCGACCACAUUCCAAAUGAUAUAUGUAUAUGCAUUCAUUCCAACUGCUUAUCUGUAUUACAAAAAUUAUGUUAACUCCACUUCUUUGUUCACAUUGUUUACAUCCAUCGUAUCGAGCACAUUGAUAUAUGCACAAAAAAUCAAAAGGAAAGCGAAACCCAGACGCUUAGUAAUAAAGCGAAAUUUUAGCUUUUAGC